Molecule: messenger RNA, 1419 nt
Organism: Salvia miltiorrhiza (redroot sage)
Lineage: Eukaryota; Viridiplantae; Streptophyta; Magnoliopsida; Lamiales; Lamiaceae
Exons: 7
Coding region: 66-1082 (338 amino acids)
Biological process (GO): spliceosomal complex assembly
Cellular component (GO): nucleus; catalytic step 2 spliceosome; U2 snRNP
Molecular function (GO): nucleic acid binding; zinc ion binding
Source: RefSeq, a predicted model, not a curated record
UUUAUAAACGUUAUACCCCUCAUCAUCUCUCUCUCAUCCUCCUUUCUACGCAGAUUUACACAGCAAUGGACAGGGAGUGGGGUUCGAAGCCGGGAAGCGGAGGCGCCGCCACCGCCCAGAAUGAGGCCAUCGACCGACGGGAGCGGCUCCGCCGACUUGCCCUCGAAACCAUUGAUUUGGCCAAAGAUCCCUAUUUCAUGCGCAACCACCUCGGAAGUUACGAGUGUAAACUCUGCUUGACCUUGCACAACAAUGAGGGAAAUUACUUGGCGCACACACAGGGGAAGCGUCACCAGACCAACUUGGCUAAGCGAGCGGCUCGUGAAGCCAAAGAAGCUCCGGCUCAGCCGCAGCCUCAUAAGCGCAAAGUUACUCUGAAGAAAAUUGUUAAAAUUGGCAGGCCUGGAUAUCGUGUAACCAAGCAAUUUGACCCAGAGACCAAACAGAGGUCACUGCUUUUCCAGAUAGAAUAUCCCGAGAUUGAAGACAAUACAAAGCCAAGGCAUCGGUUUAUGUCAUCCUUUGAGCAGAAAGUUCAACCAUUCGAUAAAAGAUAUCAGUACUUGUUGUUUGCUGCUGAACCAUAUGAAAUUAUAUCUUUCAAGGUUCCAAGUACAGAGAUUGAUAAGUCAACUCCCAAGUUCUUCUCCCACUGGGAUCCAGACUCAAAGAUGUUCACGUUGCAGUUGUACUUUAAGACGAAGCCACCAGAGACAAAUAAACCUCAACCUGCUCCUGCAGCUAAUGGGACAGCGGCUCCUGGUGCCCCACCUAGGUCUUUGCCACCACCACCUCCUCCACAAGGACCGCCUCCAGCACCACCAACUGGUAAUCCUCCUAGGCCUCCAACUUCGAUGCCAGGAUCCUUGCCUCCUCCUCCUUUAGCCAAUGGGCCAAGGCCUAUGCCUCCUGGUGGAAAUCUGCCUGCCCCGCCUCCUCCCCCCGUUGGCAGUGGUCCUAUGGCAAAUUUUACCCCUGGUGCACAAAUGGGAAGGCCUCCUAUGCCACCACCUCAUGGUUUCCCAGGGCAGCAAAUGCAGGGUCAUGGGAUGUACCAACCCCCUCCACCUAAUAUGGGUUGAACCUGCAAGUCUGCAAUUCAUUCUGUGUAAUGUUAUAUGGCAGCAAUCUGCUCUAUACAACACAAACCUACUAUCGUUGACAGCCGUCAUCUUGGGAUGCAAUACUAGGAUGGGGUGGGGGCAAUAGAGUCAAAUUCAAGGUUGUGAUUGCAGUUUGAUUUUUGUAAGAAACCUUGCAGUGAGGAUAGAAAUGGUCCACGUCGUAUCAAUAUGCAAGACCUUAUAGCCUUGUUAGAUGCUAUUUGGCCUUACUGAAAAUGAAGUUGUAUUAUACCAUCUUAAUAUUGAUUUUCUUCAAGGCACUCAACUGAUAAUGAAUUCCUCAUAUUUGCUGCAA